Messenger RNA from Drosophila ficusphila, 480 nucleotides. RefSeq names its product outer dense fiber protein 3-like protein 2. The transcript is spliced from 2 exons. The coding region runs from base 121 to 351 and encodes 76 amino acids. Lineage: Eukaryota; Metazoa; Arthropoda; Insecta; Diptera; Drosophilidae. The record is from RefSeq and is a predicted model, not a curated record.
GUUCAACUUCAGAGGGCAAACACAAACUUUUUUGCUUCCAAAAUUCAAAUUGUUUUUACCAACGUUUAAAAUUAUUUGCAACACUUUUAAGUAUAGCAGUUAAUUUAAAGAAAAUUGGGAAUGAUUUCCAGAAACUAUGGACCUGGACCCGGAGCUUACAUGCUUCCGAGCAGUUUUGGGCAGAAAGCACCGAAGUACUCCUUUGGCCAAAGGAUCGAUCGCAGGAGACAAGAAAAAUUUGGUCCUGGCCCAGCUGCCUAUAAGAUAGACAAAGUCACUCGACACGGAAAAUCGGAGGGCCCCAAGUUUUCCAUUUUGGUUAGAUGUCCACUUCCUAGUAGGUUAUCAUAAAUAACAAUGUCUUUUUAUUUAAUGUCUGUACUGAGGAUGAUUUAUAAUAUUUAAGAUGAACAUGAAAAUCUAUAAACAAAUAUCUAACAAUAGUAAAAUAAAGAAGCAAUCUUUGAGACGUAAAAAUAA